Molecule: messenger RNA, 1959 nt
Organism: Lolium rigidum
Lineage: Eukaryota; Viridiplantae; Streptophyta; Magnoliopsida; Poales; Poaceae
Product: eukaryotic translation initiation factor 4G-like
Exons: 1
Coding region: 1-1959 (652 amino acids)
Cellular component (GO): eukaryotic translation initiation factor 4F complex
Molecular function (GO): translation initiation factor activity; protein binding; mRNA binding
Source: RefSeq, a predicted model, not a curated record
AUGCCACCCACCAAACGCGCCCCUGAUGACUGGGAGGAUGUAGCAGGCAUGUCUACUCCAAAGCUGCAAUGUUCAGGGUCUGGAAACCAGUCUAGUGUAGGGCAAGUGCGAGAUUCACAUACAAAUGAAGCUAACGGACGAAAGAAAUAUUCGCGUGAUAUUCUGCUAAAUUUUGCACAUCAGUGUUCUGGUCUUCCUCGUGGUAUCCGGAUGGAUACUGUAACUAGUGCUGUGUUCAAGGGUGUGGCGGUAAAGUAUUAUAUUGAUCGCGAACCUAACCCAAGUCCUAGAAGAGGACCUGAUAGGCCAAGAUCUCGCGGUGGUCGCCAGUGUGCUGCUAUGGAUGAUGGUAAGUGGAGUACAAAACCAGGUGUUCCUUUCAGCCCUGGUUGUGAUACCCACAUAGACUUGACAAACAGCCCAUCAAGGAAUUACCGUGGCGCCUCAGGGGUCCCUCAUUGUGUUUUGAGGAAUCCACGUGGUGGGCUUCUUGUGGGACCAAUGCAAUCCAUGGCGGUUCAAGCACCUUGCAGUAGCUCUGAUGCAGAUAGAUGGGAGCAAAAGGGUCUGAUACUGUCUCCUGUUAUGCCCAUGCAAAUAAUGCACAAAGCACAGGAAAAGUAUGUUGUUGGCAAAGUUUCUGACGAGGAGCAGGCAAAGCAGAGGCAGCUGAAAGCAAUUCUUAAUAAACUGACCCCGCAAAACUUUGAUAAGCUGUUUGAACAAGUCAAAGAGGUGAAAAUUGACAAUGUGUCAACUCUUAGUGGGGUCAUUUCACAGAUAUUUGACAAAGCUUUGAUGGAACCAACUUACUGUGAAAUGUAUGCAAACUUGUGUUUCCUUUUGGCUGGUGCACUCCCAGACUUUAGUACGGACAAUGAAAAGGUUACAUUCAAGAGGUUGAUGUUGGACAAAUGUCAAGAUGAGUUUGAGAGGGGCGAACGAGAAGAAGCUGAUGCAGACAAACCAGAGGAGGAAGGUGAGGUUAAGCAAACCAAAGAAGAAAGGGAAGGAAAAAUAGUUAAAGCUCGUAGGCGUAUGCUGGGGAACAUUAGGUUGAUUGGAGAAUUGUACAAAAAGAGGAUGCUUACGGAGCAGAUCAUGCAUGACUGCAUUAAGAAAUUACUGGGUAGUUGCCAGAAUCCAAAUGAGGAGAAUAUUGAAGCACUAUGCAAAUUGAUGAGUACAAUCGGAGAGAUGAUAGAUCAUCCAAAGGCUAAGGAACAUAUGGAUGCAUAUUUUGAUAGGAUGCACAACUUGUCAACUAGUCAGCUGAUAUCUUCCCGUGUUAGAUUCCUAUUGAGAGAUUCAAUCGAUCUCAGGAAGAACCAAUGGCACCAACGGCGUAAAGUGGAAGGCCCCAAGAAGAUUGAUGAGGUUCACAUGGAUGCAGCUCAUGAAAGACAUGGUCAGUUGAGUAGUUUAGCUCGUGGUCCAGUUGUUAGUUCUUUUCCAAGAGGAAGGGUAACCUCUAUCGGUUAUGGCUCUGGUGGCUCAGCAGCACCAUUGGUAUCUCCAUGUCCGCAGCAACGAGGCCAUGGAUUCGUUAAUCAGGAUACCCAGUUUGAGCAGGGAAGACAUCAGUUAGACAAUAGAACAGUUCCCCUUCCCCAGGGGUCUGUCAAGAAGGAAGCUGUCACUCGUGGACCACGAGGUAACCUAGCUAGGGGUAUGUCUUUAAGAGGGCAGCCACCGGUAUCAAAUGCUAAACUUCCUAGUGUUGCUGACCAUCACACAAUUGUAUAUGGUACAGGGUAUAAUUACAUGGCUUCGAACGCAAGAGAGGACGCUAGGUCGAGAAUUCCAGAUGGAAGUUCUUGGAGGAAAGCACAUGCUACAGAAUCUGCUGGAUUUUUACACAAACCUGCCAGUCAGGAUGGCCGCUUAGGUGAUAAAUCAUACUCUGGCGAUGAUCUGAGAGGGAAACCUACUGCAGCCAUCUGGGAAAAUUAUAGGUAA